Molecule: messenger RNA, 3108 nt
Organism: Vigna radiata var. radiata (mung bean)
Lineage: Eukaryota; Viridiplantae; Streptophyta; Magnoliopsida; Fabales; Fabaceae
Product: G-type lectin S-receptor-like serine/threonine-protein kinase SD3-1
Exons: 1
Coding region: 646-2943 (765 amino acids)
Biological process (GO): protein phosphorylation; recognition of pollen
Molecular function (GO): ATP binding; protein serine/threonine kinase activity
Source: RefSeq, a predicted model, not a curated record
GAGCUUAGAAAAGUUACUGUAUACUGGAAAAUGGGUUCCUCGUUUGCCUAAUUUGGGGCCCAUUUCAGUUUAAAGCUUCAAUUUUUAUUUCAAAUACACGAUUUUCUGCCGUGUUAUUUUGUACAAGAAUGAAAAGUGCUUCUUCUUAGUAAUCUCACUCUUGCAGCUAAGUCACACAUGCCUCCAAACUCUUUCUAGUUUCAGUUUGCAUUGUUAAGUCCAUAUCUUGCGACCUUGUGAGUUUGUGUCUAAGAAUGGCUAAGCUUUUGUGAUGAGAAUGGUAGUUGGUGGCUUCUUGAAUUUCUGAGCUUUUGACUCUUCCUUCAGGUACCAAACUCUUUUCCUUUUUCUACCCCACUUGGAUCUUUUCAGAUUUUCUCCUCACUUCUUCAAAUUUGUCUUCACACUUUACCUAAUACUCUUAGAAAUUUUUUGUCUUCCGUUCUUUAUCAUUUCACCUCUGAACGGCAAUUUGAGCUUUGAAACACAGAAAGCCUCAAUCUUUAUCUUAUCUUAGAUUCCUUCUUCCCAUUUAUUUAUGAUAAUUGCUGAGGUGGAGUUCAAUGUCUUUCACGUGUAACUGAGAGUUGGGGUUUAGGAUUGAUUGUUUUAUCUCUUAAUUCGCCCCUCUGAGCAUAUCUAGAUAUGCUUGGACAAGGGAAUUGUCACCUUAGAUCAUCAUUCUUGCUAUGUAUGCUCAUUGGCCUCUUGAUGCAUUCUGUUGUGGGUGCUGAGAUUCCCUUGGGUUCUAAACUUUCUGUGGUUGACAAUGAUUAUUGGGUUUCCUCCAAUGGUGAUUUUGCUAUUGGAUUCUUCAACAUUUCCGAUCAACCCAACCAGUUUAGUGUUGGAAUUAGAUUCAAUUCCAAGUCUAUACCAUAUAGUCGACGAACUGUGGUUUGGGUUGCUGGGGGUGAUGUCACAGUGGGUAACGAGUCCUACUUUGAACUCACUCAAGAAGGGGAACUGGUCCUGUUUGAUUCCUUGCAUGAAGCUUUUGUUUGGACCUCUGGAACGGGUAACCGAUCUGUUGCAUCGGCUUCACUCCUUGACAAUGGAAAUCUUGUUCUAAUGGACAAAGAGCAACACAUCAUUUGGGAAAGUUUUAGGACUCCAUCUGAUACUCUUCUCCCAGGACAAAGUUUAUUCGCUAAUGAAAAGCUUCGUGCAGCAUCUGCAAUCAAGAAUAGCAAGUCUAGUUACUAUAGUCUUCACAUGAAUGCUUCUGGGCAUUUGGAGCUACAUUGGGAAAGUGAUGUCAUCUACUGGACAAGUGAAAACCCUUCUUCUGCUUCGAAUCUCAGUGCUUUCCUUACAACCAGUGGAGCUCUAGAACUUCGAGACCGAAGGUCAAAAGCUGUUUGGUCUGCAUUUGGACAGGAUCACAAUGAUUCUGUGAAUUAUAGAUAUCUUCGGCUGGAUGUGGAUGGAAAUCUUCGCUUAUAUUCGUGGGUUGAAAGUUUGGGAUUGUGGAGAUCGGUCUGGCAAGCUGUUGAGAAUCAGUGCAAGGUCUUUGCAACUUGUGGUGAACUUGGUGUCUGUGUCUUCAAUGCCUCAGGUUCUGCUGAAUGCAAAUGCCCGUUUCAGGUAACUGCGGGUAACAACAAAUGUUUGGUUCCAUUUGAACGAGACUGUGCAUCUGGCACCAAUAUGAUAGCAUACAAGAACACAUAUUUAUAUGCAUUCUACCCUCCUGAUAAUUCUGUUAUCACAAGUAAUUUGCAGCAUUGUGAAGAGUUGUGUCUGAAUGAUCCACACUGUACAGCUGCAACAUUUUCCAAUGACAGAACUCCGCUAUGUUCAAUAAAGAAAACUGGGUAUGUCACUGGCUAUUCAGAUCCAUCUGUAAGCUCAAUAUCAUUUGCCAAGAGAUGUUCAGGUCCAAUUGCUGUAAACCCAAGUUUCACAAAAUCUCCUCCUUCUGAACCACCUCCUCCUCUCUGUGUUCCUUGCCUAAUGGGGGCUGCCACAGGCACAUUUUUCAUCAUUGUUAUUCUCCAGUUGGGAAUUGUGUUCAUCUUCAAAAGAAAAAACUCUACCAGACAAAAGGCCACUUCAGGUUUCACUGGCACAAACUCAAAGGGUUUAAUUGUGUUGUCCUUCUCAGAAAUCAAGACCCUCACAGGGGACUUCAAGAAUCAAAUUGGGCCAAAGGUGUUCAAGGGUUUGCUACCAAACAACCUCCCGAUUGCACUCAAAGACCUGAACGCAACCUUAGAAGAAAGGAAGUUCCGGAGUGCUGUUAUGAAGAUGGGUUGCAUCCACCACAAGAACCUUGUGAAACUGGAGGGUUAUUGUUGUGAGUUUGAUCACAGGUUUUUGGUGUAUGAAUAUUGCAAAAAGGGUUCACUUGACAAGUACAUAGAUGAUCCUGCACUAUGCAAGAUGCUAACAUGGAGAAAGAGAGUUGAGAUAUGCUCAAAUGUGGCAAAAGCCAUAUGUUAUUUGCACUCCGGGUGCAGGGAGUUCAUCAGCCAUGGAAAUUUGAAAUGUGAAAACGUUAUGUUGGAUGAAAACUUGGUGGCGAAGGUGAGUGAAUUUGGGUUUGCUAUUGCAGAUGGGAAGGCAACGUAUUGUGGCUUUUCAGCUGAGAAGGAUAUAGAGGAUUUUGGCAAGGUAGUUUUAGCCUUGCUAACCGGAUGCCGUGAUCAUGAACAUGUUGAACUUUGUGGGUGGGCGUAUAAAGAAUGGAUGGAAGAGAGGGUGGUGAAUGUGAUUGAUAGAAGAAUGGAAGGAGGUUAUAAUUCAGAGGAACUGGAGCGUGUGUUGAGAAUUGCAUUUUGGUGCCUUCAAAUGGAUGAACGCAGAAGACCUUCCAUGGGGGAGGUAGUAAGAGUUAUUGAUGGAACAUUGAGUGUUGAUCCUCCACCACCUCCUUUUGUGUUUCAGAGGCCAUUGCAGGUAGAUGAUUCAGAGGAAAAUGUUUCAGAGUUUGAAGUGUAGAUGCUUUGCUUUUAUAUUUGAUGUGUAUAGUAGGACUGGACUAACUUGUAGAUGAGACAACAAAACCAUGUCAUUGUUUUUUGUGCCUUAACCAUUUAGUGGUAGUUGAACUGUGAAGACAAUGUUGUUCAUUUCAGAUCUGCAGCAUCUGGCUUAUGUUGUUUC